This is a messenger RNA of Pistacia vera, 1000 nucleotides long. Its product is annotated as GATA transcription factor 4-like. Gene Ontology annotation, molecular function: sequence-specific DNA binding; zinc ion binding. Bases 52 to 840 code for a protein of 262 amino acids. Gene Ontology annotation, cellular component: nucleus. The record is from RefSeq and is a predicted model, not a curated record. Gene Ontology annotation, biological process: positive regulation of DNA-templated transcription. Lineage: Eukaryota; Viridiplantae; Streptophyta; Magnoliopsida; Sapindales; Anacardiaceae. The transcript is spliced from 2 exons.
AGCUACUCACAAUAAAAUCUCCACAGGUGUAACCCUUUCCGACAGUCAACUAUGGAUAUGUACGGAUUCUCUACUACUACUACUCAAGAUCUAUUUCGCAUUGACGACCUUCUUGAUUUCUCUAACGAGGAAAUCUUCUCCGCUUCUUCCUCUUCUACCACCGCCGCAACUCACUCAAACACCACCACCACUACCACCGACACCAACCAUAUCCUUCCUUCUCAAAACCUCUCUAUCCACUCUUUUAAUCCGUCCCUUUCUACUGACUUCACCGACGACCUCUGUGUCCCUAGUGAUGACGUGGCUGAGUUGGAAUGGUUAUCACGAUUCGUAGACGAUUCCUUCACCGACUUCCCUAAAAACUCGAUUACCGGAACACUAACCGGCCGAUCAGACACGUCAUUGUCAGGUAGAGGACGAGGCAAACGCUCAAAAGCGACAAAUUCAACUACCUCUAACACAACUACGUGGACCUGGACAUCUGAAACUGGAAAUUCGAAACCAAAAAGAGAGAGUCACCGCCAAUCGUCGCCGACUCCUGACGGAGGUGUGAGGAGGUGUACGCACUGUCAGUCGGAGAAGACGCCUCAGUGGCGAACGGGUCCACUGGGCCCCAAGACGCUCUGUAAUGCGUGUGGUGUACGCUACAAGUCGGGUAGACUUGUGCCGGAGUAUCGGCCGGCGGCAAGCCCGACAUUUGUGCUAACUCAGCACUCCAACUCACACCGUAAGGUAUUGGAGCUUCGGAGGCAGAAGGAGAUGUUGAGGCAGCAGCAGCAACAGCAAGGGCAGUCACCGUCACAAAUGUAUCGUCACCAGCGUGACUUUGAAGUAUGCUGAGGUGUCAUAAUCGGAGUGUUUUCUGAAAAUUGAUCAUGUAGAACGGGAAAAAUACUGUUCCGGUGAUAUUAUAAAAAAUCUCAAAAUUGUUGGUUUUAUUGGUUAUUUAAAAAUUUGUCUCAAUCGAGAAAAAAAGGUUACGGUUUAAAAGUUUCAACUA